UGUUAGUUUCGUGGCUCUCGAGGGGAGGAUGAGAGCUAGUAUACUACUCCCUAGUUGGGAAGUUGUUACGGAGGGAGUUAAAAACCAGAUUUGGGAGGCCAUCCAGCUCACUUUUGACGUCCCUAAUACUCAUGAACUGAGAAGAAGAUGGAUAUCAUAUGCUGGUAAUAGGUGGACGGGAUUCAAGACAUUUUUGACAUCAUCUUACAUAUUUGGCGAUCGAUCUGGGGAAAACCCCACAGAAAAGUAUCAAUGGAUAAGUGCUGAGACUUGGCAAGAGUUUGUACGAAGUAGAAAAGACCCAACUUUUCUGGAGCGCAGGAAAAAGGCACAGGAAAUCCAAGCUCAUAAUGAUUGUCCUCACAUAUUGUCCCGAGGUGGAUAUGACCUGUUAGAAAAAAAACUUAUGGCUGAGAAAUUAAAAGAAUAUGAAGAAGCUUCUCAGGCUAAUCCUUCAUUGGGGCUGAAAGCUCCUUCUCCCAUACCCCGUCAUGUGAAAUGGAAGCAAGGCCGAAUCAGA
Cuscuta europaea is the source of this 520-nucleotide messenger RNA. NCBI's taxonomy places the organism in Eukaryota, Viridiplantae, Streptophyta, Magnoliopsida, Solanales, Convolvulaceae. The record is from the annotation of a GenBank genome assembly.